CGGGGGGCAGUGAGAGGGGGUGCUGGAGGCUCAUCAAAAAUUUGCCUUAAAAGGGUCCUGCGAUGCAGGAAUGACGCGAAACGCUGUGGCCAAUAAACAAAAACCAAGCGAAACUUGGCUGCGGAGUGGGAACAGCGUCGGACGGUGACGUGCCCCCGUGAGCCCGUGGUAUUUACCCCUGAGCGCAGAGUAGCCCAUUUCCAUCUCGCUAACGCACGGCUCUCGUUCCCAGGCUGCCCCCCACCCCCACCCCCGGCAGCCCAACUUUUUGUUUGAAGACGCGGUUUUUACGGAAAAGAGGGAUUUGAGGGGGAUUGUCCUGCGGAAUUAUUUUGUUAGUAGUGUCCAAGAGCAAAAGUGGGAGUAACUCAUAAUUAAAGAUUUUAAAAUUGUUUCUUCUUCUUUUAUAUAUAGCUGUUGGUCGGUGUCAAUUUUUUUGCUUGUUUUCUCUACAGCAGUGGUGGAGCUGAAAGUCAGGACUGAGUCAGAAGGGCAUAGACUGGGAGGGAGCACCCCUGACAUCCAUCGUCCGCCUAAACUUGGGAAUUUUGGGAACAAGCCAUUCAUUGCAGGGGUGAGAGGAAGAGUGGGUAUUUAGGGGGUGGGGGGUUUCUCCUUUUUAAAUUAAUUGUGUAAGAAGACGACACAGCUGUGGCCUGUAGUCUCUCUGCAAGAACUGUGCCCAGCAAGAGACUUUGUGUGUGUGUGUGUCAAAAUAUCUACUGGCUCUGCGCUGCGGGUGAGUCUGAACAGGAGCCAGGAAAAGGGGAAGGGCCUCGCAUCAGCCGACAAAAACAGCUGGCGGAGCACAGAGCCUGGGAGCGAAGGGCCAGAGAGCGGAGUGGAGGAGAGAGCCCGCGACAGGCACACGCCAGUCUGCCACACACACACGCACGCUCCCGGACUCUAUGGGUUGCGCCCUGUGUACGGAGUGCUGCGGGGACGAAGCGGUUGCCGUGAAGCCAGAAGGGCCACCUCAGUGGCCGUGUCCGGAACAGGUGGACAGCAGGAUGAGGCUGACCAAGGCAGUAAAGGGUGAACCUCAUUCCUUCAAGGAGAAGACCUUCAAGAAAAAGCGCCAGUGUGGAGUGUGUAGGCAGAGCAUUGACAGUCUGGGCUCCUUCUGCAGAGUGUGCAAAACGGCGACCCACAAGAAAUGCGAGUUAAAGGUGACCGGACCCUGCGUACCAGCCGCCUCCUCUGAGCUGCAGAGGAGAGGCACUGCUCCAUCCAGGAACAUCCAGCACCUGGGUUCGACCAAGUCCCUGACCUACACAAAGCAGAGAAGCACCCUUCCCAGGAGCUUCAGUGUGGACCGGGUGAUGGAGCGUGUGAUGGAGAGGCACUAUGACUUUGACCUGACCUACAUCACUGAAAGGAUCAUCUCUGUCUUCUUCCCCCCACUGCUGGAGGAGCAGCGCUACAGGGCCAACAUCAAGGAAGUGGCCUCCAUGCUCAAAUCCAAACACCAGGAUAAGUUUCUGCUCCUUAACUUGUCUGAAAGGCGCCAUGACAUAACUCGGCUCAAUACCAAGGUCCAUGAUUUCGGCUGGCCUGACCUCCACGCCCCUCCUCUGGACAAAAUCUGUGCCAUGUGCAAAGCCAUGGAGACCUGGCUGACCUCUGACCCCCAGCAUGUCGUCGUCCUGCACUGCAAGGGGAACAAAGGCAAGACAGGGGUCAUCAUUGCAGCAUACAUGCACUACAGCAAGAUCUCAGCAGGGGCUGACCAGGCACUCAGCACACUGGCCAUGAGGAAGUUCUGUGAAGACAAGGUGUCGUCUUCUCUCCAGCCAUCUCAAAACAGGUACAUCUACUACUUUGGCGGGCUUCUCUCCGGGGCCAUCAAGAUGAACAGCAGCCCCCUGUUUCUCCACCAAGUCCUCAUUCCUUCCCUACCCAAUUUCCAGUCUGGCGGAGGUUACUUCCCCUUCCUCAAGAUUUAUCAGUCCAUGCAGCUGGUCUACACCUCAGGGAUCUAUGAUCUGCAGGGCUCUGGUGCCAGGAGGCUGUGUGUGACCAUCGAACCUGCACUUCUGCUGAAGGGGGACAUCAUGGUGAAAUGCUACCACCGACAACCCCAUGGCGCGGAGCGUGACACUGUGUUCCGGCUGCAGUUCCAUACCUGCACCAUCCAUGGUGCCCAGCUGUGGUUUGGAAAGGGAGAGCUGGACGAGGCCUGCUCCGAUGAGAGGUUUCCCUCUGAUGCCACAGUGGAGUUUGUGUUCUCUUCUGGACCAGAGAAGAUCAAAGGCCGGGAGUAUCAGAGGAACGACCCUGCGAUCACCGUAGACUACAACACAGCUGAUCCUGUAGUUCGCUGGGACUCGUACGAGAACUUCAAUCAAAGGCACCAGGACAGCCUGGAAGACAUCGCCCACACCCGCGGCCCGCUGGAUGGCAGCCUGUAUGCCCAGGUGAAGAAGCGCCGGGGGCAGGGCUCCGGUUCCCUGACGUCGACCAAUGGCAGCCCCGUAGGUGUCAGCGAGGAGAAGCACAGUCACCUUCUGUCCCCCAGCUCCGACUCUGGUCAAUUGUCGGCCCCCACCAAGCGCCUGAACGAGCCCCCCCGAACCCCGCCUCCCUCUUGGCAGGAGCUGGAGGAGCUUGAUCGUCUGCUCAUAGGCAUGGAGGGGGAGCGGGAACGGGACCGAGAAACGGCAAUCCUGGAUGAUGGCGAGCUGCCACCCGGCGAGUGCACGGGGACUCUAAGGCUGGGUCGCUCCUGCUCCUGCCGCCUGGGCUACCGCUCACAGCGCUGCCCUGAGCCGAGCUGCCAGAGGCCCCUGGUGCUCUCCAACGGCUUCUGCCUGGAUCGCUCCAGCAGCAACGGUCACCGGGCCCACCCCUCAUCCACCUCGCCCUCGAACCCAGGCUCGGUUCCACCUAUGGUGGAGAUCUGCCAGCACCACGGCAGCCAUCAUCACCAGGCACUGCCUCCUCCAGACUCACUGUGGGAUCGGCCACCGGGGUCCCCACAUUACCUGCACCGGCCUUGUCCUGAGGGUCCCCCUCGACACCUGUGUCCCUAUCCAGUUCAGGACCUGCCGUCCCACUCCCACAUGCUUCCUUCAGCCAGCAGGCUGCUCUGCCGAAGCGAAGAUUAUGCCCCCUACCACCACCCACACCCCUCUUAUCCCCGGCACCACUCACAGACCUCCAGCCCCUACCGUGACAUGCUGAUGCUUGACACCUUGGCACCCCCCAGCUGCCCAUGCAGGGACUGCUGCUGCCGGAGGGAGGAGUCGGCUGCUGCGAUCAAUGCGUUCCACGCGCUGCGGCUGGAACGAGGGGAAGGGAUGCACUGGGACCGAGAGGCAGAGCUACACCGAGACCCAGGGCUGAGACGGGGCAGAGAGAUGGCACUGCACUGGGACAGGGAGGCAGAGCUUCAGUGGGAGCGAGACAGGGAAGCAGAGUUUUGGCACCGAAGAGCCACAAUGUCCCCCUAUGGUUCCCGACACUCCCCUGCAGGCCACGACCUCCAAGCAUUCACAUUUGACCCCCUACCCUCCGGUCAUCCUUCUUACCCAGAGCCUUCACGGUCCCAUACUCAUGCACACACCCACUCCCACUCUCACCCAGAUCUUAAGUACAGUAGCAGCAGCAGCGGCUACCAGACCCCUCGUCAGGCGUGCCUCUGCUCUCCCUACCAGCCCUCUCCCUCGGAGAGCCGGGGCUAUGCCUCUGGCUACCAGUCAGAGUCCACUUCUCCACUGCCCCCACCGGCCACGAGUACUGCUUUGUGCUCCCACGGUGCAGGGAGCCCUGAUGGCUCUCAUGAGCCUCGGUGCCAGCAGUGUCCCCCAGACAGACACACAGUGGACGGUCCAGGUGUGGUGGACAGGGUGGUGUGGCAUGACCGCGUGUCCCAGGGCUCCCUAAGACGAACACACCAAGAAGCCCCCAUGGCUUGCUCCACGCUGUCAGACCUCUCUGAACUGCCCACCCCAGUCCAUACUAGCAGUCCUUUGUGCACCCAGGACAGCCCGGCCAUGAGGGAGACAGACCUGCGUGUGCCAGAUGUUGACUCCGUCCCCAUUUUAGCCCCUCCACAGCACGGGCUUCCACCGGUGCUCCAGGAGCCCCGCAGUCCUGUCCCGGAACCUGAGCAGAGCCAGCCCCCUGGGAGUGUCCUGUCCCAGCCCCCCAAGUGCACCCCAGAGCCAUGCCCAGCCCCCAUCAUGCCAAUGCACACAGCACCUCAGCCCCAGAGCUACGUGACGCCCCCGCUGACAGCAGAUGUUCACCCACCUCCCUGCAGCUCCCCCAAAGAGAGUCCCAUGCUGCCAGCCCCUACCCAAAUGGCCCCCCAGAGUGAUUCAGGCUCUGGCACUGCUCUUCCACCGAGCUCUCCUGUGCCUGCCCAGGCCUCUUCCCCUGGCUCCCUGUGCCCUGGUCUAGCACAUGCAGAGAUCAGCAAAAUCUCAGUUAGCACUCAGGACAGCAGUGUUGAGACCCCCAAUCCCAGCUCCAACACCAGCUCCACUCCUGCUUCCCCCCAGCCUCCCCCUGGCAGCCCAGAGCGCUCGCCCUCCACUGAGCCCCUAGUACCAGGCUUUGCCACAAUGGGACGCAGGCUGAUGCUGGGAACAGAGCCCGCAGGGCAUCUGCAGCCAUACCCUGGCAUGGAUGGCCACAGCAGUUAUUACAAACCACCCUCUCCUGUUCCUGAGGGGCAGUGUACGCCCACGUUUCCCCUGUCUAACAGCUACUACCCGGCACUUGUUCCCUCUGUUCCGUAUACGGGCUACACGGCCGUUACCAUCGGGGGAGCCCAGCCCCCUUUGCCAGAGAAACGACGCCUGUCCGCCCUGCCAGGGUCACCUAAUGGGAGGGUCUCCACCCUAAGGGCACCAAGCAGCACCCAGUACACAGCUCACCCUACACAGCACCACGUAACCUUCUCACCCUCAGUUGGAGAUGUAGCACCCCCUAAUGGGACAGGCGACGACUCACUUUCUCUAGGUGGUGAGGUGGAGGGCCGUGUCACCGCCAAGUUCGUUCAGGACCGCUCCAGAUUCUGGUACAAACCGGGCAUAUCUAGGGACCAAGCUAUUGCAGUGCUGAAGGACAAGGAACCAGGCUCCUUCCUCAUUCGGGACAGUAACUCUUUCCAGGGGGCCUAUGGCUUAGCGCUGAAGGUGGCCACUCCUCCUCCCAAUGCCAACAACCACAGCAGCAAAGGUGACCCGCUGGAGCAGUUAGUCCGACACUUCCUGAUAGAGACGGGCCCCCGAGGGGUCAAGAUCAAGGGCAGUCAGAAUGAGCCCUACUUUGGGAGCCUGUCUGCCCUGGUGUACCAGCAUUCCAUCACCCCAAUGUCCCUGCCGUGCACCCUGCGCAUCCCUGAAAAAGACCCUGUUGGAGAGAUUCAAGAGAUACAGACCAGCAGUAACAUGAGCACAGCGGCAGACCUGCUCAAACAGGGUGCAGCCUGCAAUGUGCUGUACCUCAACUCUGUGGAGACAGAGUCCCUGACAGGACCACAGGCCAUCGCCAAAGCCACAGGGGCCACUCUGUCCCGGGACCCCCGUCCCCCUGGCACUGUGGUGCACUUCAAGGUGUCGGCCCAGGGCAUCACCCUCACUGACAGCCAGCGCAGGGUGUUUUUCAGAAGACACUACCCUGUCAACAGUGUGACCUUCAGCAGCGUGGACCCCCAGGACAGGAGGUGGUCUAACUCUGACAACACAACAUCCAAGGUAUUCGGCUUUGUGGCAAAGAAGCAGGGCAGCAUGUCCGAAAAUGUUUGCCACCUGUUUGCUGAGCUGGACCCGGAGCAGCCCGCUGUUGCCAUCGUCAACUUCAUCAACAAGGUCAUGCUGGGCUCGCACCGCAGGUAGUGGGCUGGGUCCCAGGGCCACAAAGGAUGGAUUCACUUCGGAAAGAGAUCCCUGUACAGAUGCCUUUUACCGCCUUUGUUUUUCGUGUUUGUUUUGCCAUUGUUCUCCAAGUGACCUUAUAAGAUGGCAAGAGACAAGUAAUCAGGUAACACGUAAUGCAUUUAGGACGAAGGUAACAGUAUUCCAGUGCUUUUCACUCAGACUUCAAGGGUUUAGGAAUGUGACUAGGGCUGCGAGUCUUGGGAAGGACCAAACAAGACAGCAUUUUUCAGUGUGUUAAAAUUCUGAAAGCAGUGAGGACAGGAAGUCACAUAUUUUAGCAAUGUGUCAGACCUACUCUAUGGCAUCUACAACUUUAUCUAUAGUCCAGUAUAGAUAAUUAGUUUCCAUUCAGGUCGUAGUAGUGAAUCACAAGAUGCACCAGCGGAGGAGUGUCAAAGAAGGUAGCUGUGAACGUCUGCGAGGGUACAUUUCUGAGGAGGAGGAGGAGGGCAGAGCAUUAGCACACGUGACCAAGAUGUGGGGAGUGUCACACUUUAACAGCAAGUCCCUGAGGUGAAUGAGGGUUAUGUUCCCAGGACCCUCAUAAAUGUGGGUCUUCACACAUCAUACACAAGUGAGUCAUUUCAAAAUUACUCUCAUAUAUAGUAUUCUAUUCUGUAUGGUAGUUUUCACAAAAUAGCAUCCAAUAACAAACACUUUACAGACUAAUCAAAAUUGUAAUUUAAAACAUUUAACAAUGUAUUGGUGAAUGUAUGAAUUGUAAACUUAUGUCUGUUGGUAACGGUUUAUAUAUCUUGGGGACUUCUUGUAUAUAAGACUGGGAGUCGUGAGGCCUCAGCAGUCAAGCAGGGUGUUGAGGACGAAUGCAAGGAGUCCUGCGCUGAGGUUACACGCACCUGUGACACCUCACCCCCCUCAGCCACUUCCCUGCCCUCUGCAGGCAUGGGGUGGAAGUGCAGGCGCACAGUAACAGUACAGAGCUACUGAUUGAAGACUUGUGACUGAUCUGUGUGUUUGGGUGGAGGUAAAUACCAGCAUC
Molecule: messenger RNA, 6888 nt
Organism: Scleropages formosus (Asian bonytongue)
Lineage: Eukaryota; Metazoa; Chordata; Actinopteri; Osteoglossiformes; Osteoglossidae
Gene: tns2a
Product: tensin 2a
Exons: 28
Coding region: 909-5846 (1645 amino acids)
Biological process (GO): peptidyl-tyrosine dephosphorylation
Cellular component (GO): focal adhesion
Molecular function (GO): protein tyrosine phosphatase activity; protein binding
Source: RefSeq, a predicted model, not a curated record